UUCCCUCUUCCUUUCUCUCUUCUUCACGGUUUCCUCAUGGACUUUUCAUUCAAACCCACAAACCUUUCUCUCUGUUUUCGCUUGAAUUUCUCCGUGCAAUGUUUUGAUUUUGGCUGAGGUCUAAUUUGGUUCAAUUAAGCUAGAACAAUUGGAAGGAGCGAUGGGUGGAAACUUCGGCCCAACCGAGCAACUUCUCUGGCCAAUUUCGGUGUUUUCAGGCAUCAUCAUGUGCAAAAUCGUAUAUGAAAUUACUGGUCAGAUCAGCUUAUCGUGCUUUAAGGGCUAUAACAAGCUAACCAAAUCACAGAAAAUCGAGUGGAAUAACAGGGGGUUUUCUACAUUCCAUUCAAUUGUUGCUGCAGCAGUUUCUUUCUAUUUGCUAGUUUUAUCGGACACUUUCAAAGACGAGAAUCCUGGUGGUUUAGUAGUGAAUAGAAAAUCAAUUCUCUCUGAUGCCAUGUUUGGGAUUUCGCUGGGUUAUUUUCUCACAGACAUGGCAAUGAUCCUGUGGCUUUUUCCAUCAUUAGGUGGAAAGGAAUAUAUCUUGCAUCAUGGAAUUUCUAUGUACUCAAUUUUAAUGUCUCUUAUAAGUGGCCAAGCACAUAUCUACAUUCUCAUGGUUCUAUUUUCUGAAAUAACAACACCUUUUGUAAACUUACGAUGGUAUCUAGAUAUAGCAGGUCAAAAGAGUUCUACACUUUACAUUUACAAUGGUGUAGCAAUGUUUGUCGGUUGGCUGGUUGCAAGGAUAAUUCUCUUCAUCUACUUCUUCACCCAUUUGUAUCUUCACUUUGAUCAGGUGAAGACAAUAUUUCCCUUGGGGUAUUACAGUCUUCUCAUCGGCCCUUGCAUGCUUGCAGUACUGAAUGUUGUAUGGUUCAAGAAAAUCUUGAGGGGCAUGAUCAAAACUAUAUCUAGAAAGAGACAUGAACAAUAAUGUUUACUCAAAAAGUGUAUGGAUCACAGUGAACACGGGGAGUGCAAAAAGCAGGCAAAAGUUCAGUGGACAUCAUUUAUGCCUUCAACACUCCUAAUUCAUUAGUGGGGGUCCCCAGCAUUAUCUUAGGCUCCACUUUUGGUCCUUUUUACAGAGUUCUGUUAAAUGUCGCUGGCAUGACGAUGAUGUGGCCUUACUAUGCCAGUAAAAAAAUUUAGUGAAAAACCAAGUCUAUCCGCAUCACUGCCACAUUAACCAAAGAAUAGUAAAAUUAUAAGUUUCUAUUGAACUUGAAAUUUUACUAACUUUUGCUGGUGUGACAGUGACAUGGCAGAGUCACGCUAUCGCCACAUCGGUAAGAUUUAAGUAAAUUUUGUAAAAAGGAUCUAGACUGAUGACGGAGGUAACAUCAGUGACCUCAUGUGAUAGCUUUCAAAGAUCAAGAACUCGACUGAUAUUUGGCCAAUACAUCAAGACCCCUACUAAAGUUUUGUCUAUGAAUUACGUAUAUGUUGGAUGAUGUAAAGUUUUUAUAUAAUUGAUUGAUUUGAUGAAGGUAAGAAAUUAUGUUUGUAAACUCCUAUGUUGUAAGUUUUUCUAUAUUUGUUUGAGGAUA
Asparagus officinalis (garden asparagus) is the source of this 1553-nucleotide messenger RNA. Its product is annotated as transmembrane protein 56. Gene Ontology annotation, biological process: lipid homeostasis. The transcript has 10 exons. Bases 161 to 937 code for a protein of 258 amino acids. The record is from RefSeq and is a predicted model, not a curated record. Lineage: Eukaryota; Viridiplantae; Streptophyta; Magnoliopsida; Asparagales; Asparagaceae. Gene Ontology annotation, cellular component: endoplasmic reticulum; membrane.